CGCUGCCUUCUACGCCACGACGUCAUCAUGAAGGGGCGGGAGCACGGCGUCGAGUGGGUAACCAAACAGCAGCAGGGGAGAAAGCCACCGGCGGAUGCGCAUCGUUCAGCAUGCGGUGACUAAGGCGGAGGCCUGAAGGCGCUGUGGGUCCAUUGGUGGCAGUAGGAGCAGGAAUCCAGCUUAGAUGAAGGAUGAAGAGCCCGGUGCACAGAUGUAGGGAUGUGGAGCAUAGCCGUGGACAGUCUGGGGCUGGGGGAGGAACCAGCUGCCUACAGGAGGAACAGCGCAUCCCCAUCUCCAAAGACGUCAUCACUUCCUCCUCUGCCUCGGCCAUGUGGUUCAUCAGGGAUGCCUGCGGCAUUGUGUGUGCCAUCAUCACCUGGCUGCUGGUCUUGUACGCUGAGUUUGUGGUGUUGUUUGUGAUGCUGUUGCCCUCCAAGAACCUGAUGUACAGUAUUAUGAACGGGACUCUGUUCAACACUCUGGCCUUCCUUGCCCUCGCCUCUCACCUCAGGGCCAUGUGCACUGACCCUGGGGCCGUGCCAAAAGGAAACGCCACCAAGGAAUACAUAGAAAGCCUUCAACUGAAACCAGGACAGGUGGUCUACAAAUGUCCCAAGUGCUGCAGCAUCAAGCCUGACCGAGCACACCACUGCAGUGUUUGCAAACGCUGCAUACGGAAGAUGGACCACCACUGUCCCUGGGUCAACAACUGUGUUGGAGAGAACAACCAAAAGUACUUUGUGCUUUUCACAAUGUACAUUGCACUCACUUCUCUCCACGCUUUGGUCAUGGUGGUCUUCCAUUUCCUCUACUGCUUUGAAGAUGAUUGGACGAAGUGCAGUACCUUCUCUCCUCCAGCAACAGUCAUCCUCCUCAUACUCCUGUGCUUUGAGGGCCUCCUCUUCCUCAUCUUCACCUCUGUGAUGUUCGGCACCCAAGUCCACUCCAUCUGUACCGACGAGACCGGCAUAGAGCAAUUGAAAAAGGAAGAGAGAAGAUGGGCUAAAAAAACUAAGUGGAUGAACAUGAGGGCGGUAUUCGGACACCCUUUCUCCAUAUUGUGGUUUAGCCCUUUCUCCACCCCCGACCACGGGAAGGCUGAGACCUACCAAUAUGUGGUGUGAAGGCUCAGCACAGGGAGUGAUCAAAACCAAAGUGGGAAGGCCUGCACCCCCCCCCCCCACACACACACACACACACAGCUCAACGCGAUUUACACUGUAUAUCCCACAUUAGCAAUGGACAGCUUUUCAUGUGCUUUUUUUGUGUUGCCAACUAAGUGCUCUAUACGUUUUAUUUUUGUGUUGCCUUGAGUGAGUCGAGUUGCAGAGAAAAAGAAACACUUUACAGUCGUGUUUGCAAACACUGUGAUGGAUCUGUUUGUUUCUGACCUGCUUUCUUUCUCCUCUAUCAGAAGCCCCUCUCUCUUCUUACUGUUUCCUUUUUGCUUCUCCCUAAAGGGUUAGUUCAGCUAAAUUAUAAAGAAAAAGCAGGUAUUAUGUAUUUCCUGUAAUUGCCAGCUAAUUUCAUUACAGUGAAAAUAGGAAAUGAUGUAUAAGGUAAACAAAAAUGCUUCAUAAACUGGCGAAGCACCGAGUUUUAGGACAUUUUAAAGACUAUUUUAGGGUAAAACUGGCUGGAAACUGCAGGUCUCCAGAUUAUAUUAAAAUCACACAUCAGGGUUAGAGUUACUGUAAUUCCACAUUAGCUAUUCUGAUGCCAGUAGAGAGCUUGGUGGAUUUUUUUUUUUAGAUGAACUGACCCUUUAAAUAUUACUCAAUGUCAGUGUGUUCCAGACAUGGACUGGAUAAAGCUUUUAAAUGGGUCUACUCAGGAAUGGAUUGUCUGAACCAUUCAGUAAUCAGACCCACGCUCAGGCCGACCCUCUGUUAUAGUGCUGUACAUAGCACAUCAACAUCUUGCCUUUGUUACAGUGGGAUUCUUCAUAGUUACUGAAAAAAAUCUCUCAAGAAUCAAAUGCAAAGAAAGUGACAGCAAAACACAACAAUUCUAAAAAAGAAUUUACAUUAGAAUUACAUAGAGUGCUCCAUUUGGUUAUGAUAAUCUUCACCUUUGUUUCUGGGUUCAGACUUUUCCUCUGUGGUCUUUUUUUCAGCCCCAGUUCUGACACAAAGCUCUCGUGUGGGCUAGUUACACUUAGAUGAACAUGUCAGUGGACUGAAAGUAAAACUCCAUUAAUUAGAGAAUGGGCUGUCCCUCGGUCUGUCCUAACUGAGAUGUUAUUAUGACUGCUGUUGACAUUAGAAGGUAUUACCGCUUGUUGAAUCUGUGCAUCACUGACUGUUGUCUAAAAGUAGCUGACCAAUGGGGACACAGCACUGUAAGCCCAGCCAUGAGAACUUCACAACGGUGGCGCUCUUGUAGUUUCUAUGUAUGUUCUACCUUUGAGUGUUUUUGCUCUUCUUUGAUUCACUUUUUUCAUUCUUGGGAGAUUUUUUAAAAUGUCAUUAUUAGGACAAAAGUUAAUCCAAAGACUUUUGGUCUGUUAUGUUUGUGAUGAGAGUUCUAAUUUUCCAAAUGGAUCCCUUUUCUUCCCUGUUAGCAGUGACUUUCAGAUUGUCACAUUCUUACAUUCAGGGUGGAGUUGAAAGCAGUUUUGAAAACAGAGCUCUGUUAUCUCAUCAUGUCAAAACCUGCACAUUACACUGCAUUUAACCGUUUGGGUUCUCAUUAAUGUAAGACUACACGAGGCAGAGGAUCGCAGUGGUACCAAAAAGCAGAGCUGAUAGCCUGCUGUGACUAAAGGAUAGCAGAUGUACUGAAUAUUUAAAGUGGGCUUGUUAUGCUCAUUCCCAGCUCCACAGUUCCAUUCUUGGUCUCGGUUUUCUUUAAACUGUGAAUCGUGCAAAGCUAAGCUAGUAAUCUUUAUUUAUCCUGUGAGGGACCUUUGUGCUCAUCUGAAACGAGGUGGUGUAGUUCCCUACCUUCGAGGCAGCCCUUUCUCAAAACCAACUAUAUUCUGAUUGGCUGCCUCUUGUAAAAAGAAUGUUUGAGUUGGAUGGAGCUUCUGUGUUCACAGUCAGAGCCAGAGAUGGCCAUGUUAGAGAGAUCCUCUGUCUUUGACAUCAAACAGAGGAAAGAGCAGAACAAACUGUUUGAAACUGAGUUUAGAGCAGUCUGAAGUCUCACCUCAUUAUUUGAAACUUAUUUAAUAUAAGCACCCAGCAUAAUAACACAAAGUAUGGCUCAAAAUAAGGAAAAGCAAAGCAAAUUAGGUCUGAUUUAGUAGCUGACCCUUGAUCAGCUAUUGAAAGUCAGUUUUGGAGGAUCUCUGUGAUUAAACAAAAAAGACCAAAAAGUCACGCUGCAGCCUAAUCAUGUUUUCAUUUUUAGCACCUACAACAUUGUCCCUGUUUCCUCUCUGAUACAUGCUCAAGAAAAACAAAGCCUCUUGGAAGACAGAAAUGCAUCUUAUUUUUGGCUAAAACAAACCAGGAGGUUUCUGUUUGUUCCAGCAAACAGAUCCAGAUUCUCAGUGUUUAAGCUGGCAGUCUGAGUUCUGCUAAAGGAAGGAAAAGGAAAGGUGACUGAUGUCGACCUCAGCCUGUCUUUAAGCAGGAAAAACAUGUGGGUUAGAAUGAUGCUGACAGUCUGUCAACAUAUGUUCAUUCUGGAUUUUGUUUUUUAUGUUGUUGGGGGUUUUUUUGUGUUAUUUUUUUUUUAUAAGAAAGGUUUAGCGUCCUACAGUAGCCUCCCACUAACACUCUGUUUGCAUGAAUACGUGCCAGUGAAUCACAGCUCUAAGCCCAUGUGGUGUUUUGAUGUUGUGAGCGUGUGCCAAAUUCAAUAAAACCCACAAUUCUGCGAUUAUUUGGUAACCCUUUGAUAUGAAUUUGCUCUGAAGGGACACUGGCUUCAGUUUAAAAUCCUCUUCGCUGCCGGAAAUGUAUAAAAUCGUGUUCGGAGUUAAAGAGACGACGUGGAUUUAGAAUAUUCAUUUCUGCACCACGCCAGCCCACAAAGCAUUUAACCGAGGUAUUAACAUUCACUAUCCAAUUUAAAGUCGUUAAAAAAGAAGAUUUAAUUUCACUUUGUAUUUCUUUGUAUUUGAUUUGAGAUUUUCUCCUGGGUGAACUGCUUUGUUCCAAAGUGUGCGGUUUUAUUCUUCUAUUCUUUGUUUACAUGAUAUUGUGUGUAUCCUUUGUUUUUGAAUGCAUGGUACAGCUGAAGGCUAGUUUAAUUGUGUAUGUGAAACACUGCUGGUAUGAUGAUGCAGCUGAGUGACGGCAGAGAUUAUUAUUAUUAUUGUUUUGUUAUUUUUACAGAAAUUUUAAUUCUUUCUAAAUAUUCUGAAGAGAUUUCAGCACAUGCACAGAGAAUAAAAUCUUCUCAGAUGCAAUGCAACAACUGUGUUUGCUUCCUUUGUGGAGGUGCAUUUAUUUACUUUUGCCUGUCCCUUUAUUUUAUAUUCAAAUAGUAAUACCGGAGCAGAUGUGGGUUUUUUGUUGGGGUUUUUUCCUCCUUCUCCCCGUGCACACAGUUCUUAUAUGGCCCUCACAUCCUGCAUUUUCCCUCCGUCCUUGUCUUCCAUUCUGCUCCCACGUCUGGGAUCCUCCUCCCCCCGAUACUGUGUCCUCUCCUCACUCAUGCAUUUUUGCUUUGGUUGAUAACUCACUCUGCCGAAAGCUUUCCGAAGCAGACAGCCCUUUGUAAUCUUGACUGAGGUAAGCUUGCGAACAGCAGUCACAUUGGCCGUCCCAUCAAGCUUGACAUGUCACAUGUAUGCACGCUUCAAUCAGAAGGCCGACGUGUGCUUUCAGUUCCUCCUUUGCUGUUUUACUUCAACCAAACGGUUUGAAUGAAUGAGUGAGUUCUGUCUGUGAUGCAUGUGCCAUCUGUUUAUUUUUGAAGUGCAUGCCAGUCUUUUUGGACAGCAGCAUGAAAUGUUGGGCAUGUUUCUUUAAAAACAAAUUGAAUAACAUGGAACCUAAAGCAUGUAGAGGACACCGUUAACACUCAUCAGAAGUCAAGUCAUCUAACUUCUCAGUUAGUGUUAACUGUAACUUGUGGCCAUGAAGCAAUCUUUGCACCAGUACACUAGAAGAUGGCUGUAAAAUCCACUGUUUGCACUGCAUAAAUAGAAGUCCCAAAGUUGAAACUAAUAUUAGAUUCAGCCGUCUGAGUUACCCAAAUGGAUCUUUGACUGUCACUAAAAAUACUCUGUCAAGACUCAGGUUGUUUUUUGUUUUUGUUUUUUUUACAUUUACAUUUAAAACACAAACUUCCCGAAAACUACCUUCAGUGGCAUGUACUUGAGUGUCUUAGCUAAGCAUAAAGACUAUAAACAGGGCACCUGCUAGCCUAACCCCGUAAGCACUCUAAAGCUCACAGAACUACAUGUUGCCCCAAAAAGUUGAUUCUGUUCAUUUGGACGGAGCGUUUUCAGUGGGAGAAACGCUUUGUCACUCAUCCAAGUGACUUCUUUAAUGUCCGCUGAUUGCAGGUUUACUUCACCUUAUAAAACAGUACCUUUGCACAAUGACUGAAACCACCACCGGCAGGAGUCAAGGAGGCAAUUUACGACCAUCUAUGAAUCGAGGAGGGGGCUUAACGGUAGCUCCUGCCAUGUUACAAUGCUGUGAUUGCAGCCAUUCCCCAACUCUCUGUGAAUGGUACUCAUGACCAUUGAUCAAUGGUUUUUGAUCAGCGCUGAUAACAAAUUUGCAUAUUAAUGAU
Messenger RNA from Haplochromis burtoni (Burton's mouthbrooder), 5700 nucleotides. It is a transcript of the gene zdhhc3a, whose product is annotated as zinc finger DHHC-type palmitoyltransferase 3a. NCBI's taxonomy places the organism in Eukaryota, Metazoa, Chordata, Actinopteri, Cichliformes, Cichlidae. Gene Ontology annotation, molecular function: protein-cysteine S-palmitoyltransferase activity. The transcript has 7 exons. Gene Ontology annotation, biological process: protein targeting to membrane; peptidyl-L-cysteine S-palmitoylation. The record is from RefSeq and is a predicted model, not a curated record. The coding region runs from base 192 to 1127 and encodes 311 amino acids. Gene Ontology annotation, cellular component: endoplasmic reticulum; Golgi apparatus.